Molecule: messenger RNA, 3189 nt
Organism: Xenopus laevis (African clawed frog)
Lineage: Eukaryota; Metazoa; Chordata; Amphibia; Anura; Pipidae
Gene: itf54.L
Product: TRAF3 interacting protein 1 L homeolog
Exons: 15
Coding region: 180-2054 (624 amino acids)
Biological process (GO): cilium assembly; animal organ development; regulation of microtubule cytoskeleton organization
Cellular component (GO): ciliary basal body; axoneme; intraciliary transport particle B
Molecular function (GO): microtubule binding
Source: RefSeq, a predicted model, not a curated record
UCCCAUGACAGCGGACGCUUAGGAACGAGAGGCGACGCAUGCGCAGAUGCCAAAGCGCGAUGGCUUGUGGGUAAGAGGGUUGCCUGGCGCUGAGGAAGGCUGUAGCCAGGCGCUUGUUUAGAAAGUGGUCGGUGCAAGUUGUGGAGGACGGAGGGUCCGGUUUUCAGCUUGUCAGCGAGAUGGAUCCUGCGGUUAUUGGGCGCACUCAGGAAACACUGGGGAAAGUGAUUCGGAAACCCCCUCUGACUGAGAAACUACUGGGGAAGCCUCCAUUCCGCUAUCUGCAUGAUAUCCUGUCUGAGGUGAUCAGGACAACUGGGUUCUUUAAGGGACUGUAUAAAGACUCAGAACUUAAAUCGGAUAAUGUAAAGGAAAAAGAUGCCAAGAUCAACUUUUUGCAAAAGGCCAUUGAUGUUAUUACAAUUGUAACUGGAGAGCCACUGACCGUUAAACCCGCUCGAAUUGUGGCUGGGCAUGAACCAGAGAAAACGAAUGAACUGCUUCAAGCCAUAGGAAAGUGCUGCUUGGAGAAGCUGUCUAGUGAGGAAGCAGUUAGAAGAGUUUUGGCGGGGGAAAAGCCUGACUCAAGGGGGAAGUCAACUUCCAAAUCUCAGGACAAAGUUAGUAGAGAAGCCAAAGAAGAGGAUCGAAAGAGGACUAGACAGGACAAAAGGGAAUCCGAAAAUAGGGAGGGGAGUGGCAGUAGGGAAAGGAGAGAAAAAAAUCAUGUUAAAGAAGAGGAAAAGAAAAAUGUAGAGCAAGAGAGGGAGCAGAAGAAAGAGAGUGAGAAAAAUCGAGUGGGAGACGAAGAGAGAAAUGGCUUGAGAGAAGGAGAGAAAAUCGAUAAAGAAAAGAAUAGAGCAAGAGAUUCCAGGUUGGAAACAGAGAGAGACAAAAUUAAGGAGAAAGCCAGAGACCCAAAAAGCGAUAGGAGCCGGAGGAAGCAGAAGGACAGAAUCCAAGAAAAAGGAUUAGACAGAGAACACGAAAAAGAGCGCAGUAAAGAGAGGGAACCAGAAAGGGAUAAAAGAAAAGAGCGAAUGAGAGAGGAUGAAGCACAAAGGGAAAGAGAUGAAGAAAAAACCAGGAAGCAGGAAAGAACAAUGCGUAAGUCUAAAGGAUCAGAUAAUUCACCAAAGAGGGCAUUAGAGGACCCUGUGAAAGAAAACAAAUCUGUAACCGAUAAAGAGAAGCUUUCAAAUGCCAUUAAGUCAGAACGACCUUCUGCUUCAAAAUUACGGGAGAGGCGUCCAGCAAGGAUUAAUAUGGAAGGAGAGUCAGGCAGUGAAGAAGAAAAAGAAUCCUCAGAACUCCCAGCUACUGAUUUUAAGGACAAUCCAGAUGGUCAGUCACCAAAUUUCACUCAGAGGCCAAUCCCUCGCCCAGGCAGUGCUCGUCCAGCACCCCCUCGAGUCAGACGACAAGCAAGUGCAGAUGUUCCUGUUCCAGAGAGGGUCAACAGUGGAAAAGGGGUCGCUAAUGUUAUUGUUGAUAAAGAAAAGGAGGAUGAUGAUGAGUUUGUUGUUGAGGAAGCUCCACUUCAGUUGCCAGAUAUGCCUGAAAUGGAACUGGGUCAAAGAGUGGAACUGCAAGAAGAUGAAAAACAUGGUGCCCUUGUCAACAAAAUCUUAGAAACCAAGAAAGACUAUGAGACUCAAGCAGAUACAGAAAAUAAGGAAAAGCUAUUGCUAUCUGAUGCUGGGAAGAAAAAAGAGAAGGAUAUGGUGACAAGGGAGAUUGAGAAGCUCCGUAGUUCUAUUCAGACACUGUGCCGAAGUGCCCUACCCUUGGGCAAGAUCAUGGACUACCUUCAGGAGGAUGUGGACACAAUGCAGAAUGAGCUGCAGAUAUGGAGACGCGAGAACAAUCAGCAUGCCAAAGCGUUGCUCCAGGAGCAGAGUGUCACUGAGACAGCUGUGGAGCCCCUGAAGGCAGAGCUAGCAGAGCUUGAGCAACUGAUCAAAGAGCAGCAGGACAAAAUAUGCACCAUGAAAUCCAACAUUCUGUGUAACGAGGAGAAGAUCCAGAAGAUGGUGCUGAGAAUUAACGCGUAGCAUCUAGGGUGGAGUGAAAUGAUAACACCUACUAGGAUUUUCUUCACUGCUUCCCAUGCCAAGUGGAAGAAAGUUCAGCUGAUCUGUUGUGCUCUGGUUACUGAUGCAUUGUUUCUCUCUUUAUAAAUCUAUCUCAGGAGUUCCCUCUUCUGCACACCUGCCAUGUUCUUUACCUACUGAAUGCUGUAAGGCUUGGCAAUUGCAGAGGAGACUACUUCUGCUCUUUAUUCAAAGCCAUAUGCUUUUGGUGAGAUUAGGAGAAGUUGUAUCAAUGUUGUAUGUUUACAUAUGUGUAAUAUACUAUAAAAAACAAGGGAAAAUGUCGUGCUCACCACUAAUUUUUCAAAACAUUAAGCAGGGGUGCAAUGAGGCUGUGACCACAAAAUUCAUACAGACAUACAAGAGGUCCUCUGCACUCAAUCCAAAGCAGCAAAGUACGUUGCUGGUAAAACUUAGUCCCUGUGUAAAAUGUAUAAUGCAGCAAUUGAAGUGUUAAAGAAUGAGAUGAAAUAUGAGUGAAGGACUGGCCAUACCUGGAUGACUUCUUUAACUUACUUGCUGCUUUCAAAGUUAAAACUCCCAAACAUGGUUGCCCUUUUAUUAUAACUAAAGGGAACCAUGUUUGGGAGUUUUAACUUUAAAACAAUCCCUAUUUUGUUUAAAGGGUAAAGCAUUUCUAAGUAGCUCAAGUGUGUGUGCGCUCUCUCUCUGUCUCUCUCUCUCUCAAUUUAUAUAUAGUGCACAUGUGUCUCUUCUUUAAAUGCCAUCUGCAUUCAGCAUUUGAUCAUUCAUUGGACUCUCUUCUUUCACAAUGCAGAAAACAAUCAAGCACUUUGUUAAUCUAAACUGCACUAACAGAGUGAAAGCUCUUCACAUUUUAUAAAUUGUCUAUGUCUGCUUUCCAGAUCCCACAGUAGCUGCAGCGUCUCUGCUUUCAUUGACUCUGAUUCUACUGAAGGAUCUCAGUAUGUGUAUUUUUGCAGAGCAUGCAGCUCUUCUAAUGUAAAACCUCCCAUACUGCACUGUGGCUUAGACAGUUAUUAGACUUCAACAUUUAUAUAUUGUUUUAUAUGUUAUUUAUAUGCACAGAAAUUACACACUAUGUAUUUUGUAAAACUUAAAAUAUUCUGUCAAA